AUGUACGGAAGCUGCCUUUUGGAGAAAGAAGCGGGCAUGUACCCGGGCACUCUCAGGAACCCGGGAGGAGGCAGCAACCCGGGGGUGGGCAGCUCUGGAAACGGUGGGAGUCCACUGCCAGCCUCCAACUUCGCUGCAGCCUCGGCUUACCCACACUACAUGGGGUAUCCUCAUAUGCCCAGCAUGGAUCAUCACGGUCCAUCCCUGGGAGCCUGGAGCUCACCCUACAGUCCCCCACGGGAAGACUGGAGUGUGUACCCUGGGCCGUCCAGUACAAUGGGCACAGCUCCCAUGAACGAUAUGACCUCGAGUCCCGCAGCAUUCGGCUCGCCUGACUACAGCAACCUGGGCCUCACCAGCGGCGGAAGCAGCAGCGGUAACCUGCCAGCCUCCGCCAUCGGGUCAUUGGUGACCAUCGACUCGGGCACCGCUGAUGCCAGUUCUCCCAGCAGAAGCCGCCACAGCCCCUAUGCAUGGAUGCGCAAGAACGUGCAGGUGACCGGAAAAACCAGGACAAAAGAAAAGUAUCGUGUGGUUUACACAGAUCAUCAAAGGUUGGAGCUGGAAAAGGAAUUUCACUGCAAUAGAUACAUCACCAUCCGGAGAAAAUCAGAGUUGGCAGUUAAUCUGGGCCUUUCUGAGAGACAGGUGAAAAUCUGGUUCCAGAAUCGCAGAGCCAAGGAGAGAAAGAUGAUCAAAAAGAAAAUCUCCCAGUUUGAGAACAGUGGAGGCUCCGUGCAAAGUGACUCUGGCUCCAUCAGCCCUGGGGAACUGUCUAACACAUUUUUCACCACUCCAUCUACUGUGCGUGGAUUUCAGCCUAUUGAGAUACAACAGGUCAUAGUCUCUGAAUGA
Castor canadensis (American beaver) is the source of this 855-nucleotide messenger RNA. RefSeq names its product caudal type homeobox 4 (gene Cdx4). Lineage: Eukaryota; Metazoa; Chordata; Mammalia; Rodentia; Castoridae. The record is from RefSeq and is a predicted model, not a curated record. Gene Ontology annotation, molecular function: DNA-binding transcription factor activity, RNA polymerase II-specific; RNA polymerase II transcription regulatory region sequence-specific DNA binding. Gene Ontology annotation, biological process: animal organ morphogenesis; anterior/posterior axis specification; embryo development. Gene Ontology annotation, cellular component: nucleus.